CCUCAAAUUAAGCCCUGAAUCAGUAGGUCAAGCCUCAAAUUAAGCCCUAAGUCAAUAGGUCAAGCCUCAAAUUAAGCCCUAAGUCAGUAGGUCAAGCCUCAAAUUAAGCCCUAAGUCAGUCGGUCAAGCCUCAAAUUAAGCCCUAAAUCAGUAUGGGCAAGCCUCAAAUUAAGCUUUAAAUCUGUAUGGGCAAGCCUCAAAUUAAGCCCUGAAUCAGUAGGUCAAGCCUCAAAUUAAGCCCUAAGUCAAUAGGUCAAGCCUCAAAUUAAGCCCUAAGUCGGUAGGUCAAGCCACAAUUAAGCCCUAAGUCAGUAGGUCAAGCCACAAUUAAGCCCUAAGUCAAUAGGUCAAGCCUCAAUUAAGCCCUAAGUCAAUAGGUCAAGCCUCAAUUAAGCCCUAAGUCAAUAGGUCAAGCCUCAAUUAAGCCCUAAGUCAGUAGGUCAAGCCUCAAUUAAGCCCUAAGUCAGUAGGUCAAGCCUCAAUUAAGCCCUAAGUCAAUAGGUCAAGCCUCAAUUAAGCCCUAAGUCAGUAGAUAAAGCCCCAAGUCAGUAAAGGCAAAUCUCAAAUCUAGCCCGAAGUCAGUAGUCUUAAACUUUAAGUCUUAGUCAAGUCACCAAACGCAAUGCCAAUGCACAAUAUUUCCACAAAAAAUAACCUAGGAAUUUUCACAGAUUCACAGUCCUGGGAUACUAUAAAUAACAGAAUCAUUACCGUAAAGCAUUAAAUCAGCACAGGGUGUGAAAAUACAUUAUGAAGACAGUGCUUUUAUCAGGGUAAAAUGUGUUUGUGUUCACCUCACUGUAAGUUCAGUUGCAUGUCAUACAUAACAACAGGCCACAUGUUCCCACAUCCGGACGUUAAAAGUGAACAUCCUGAUGUUGGCACAGCACAUCUUCGUGAUCUGUUUGUUUUUGUUUUGUGUACAAACUGUGCAAAAAAUGAUGGUGCAAAACUUCUAAUAAACAAACAAAUAAACUGUACUAUUGGCUGCAGAAAAUAGAGCAUACCAACCUGAGAGGUGCACAAAUCUGUAUUUCCAUAAUAAUAAUGUGCAUUCUAGACUGUAUAGUUAUAUAAGUCAUAAAAUCCCAUUCAGGCAUGAGCAACUAAAAUAAUUGCUUUAUUAUAAGUCAGUAUGUAACAGAAAUAGCAUAACAUAUUACAAUUUAAUAAUUUAAUGUCAUGUAGAUUAAUCAACUGUCCAAAUGCCCCAAAUUAAACUGUGAACGGUAACUGUAGGGAAUUUGUUAGUGAAACUUGUCAGAUUCCAAUGGAAUGAAAUUUCCUAGUGUAAAUAAAAAAGCCCAAGAAAAAUAUUUACCAUGUUAACCUCUAGGUUAUUGAUUCAGAUACUAUUCAGGAGCUGUUUUGUUUAGCAGAUUUUGUUGGGUUCCAGAAGGAUUUAUUUAAGAGACUGUUCAAUUGAUGCACGUUGUGAUAUUUAUGCAGUGUGGGCCUACCAAAGUUUGUAAAUAGCUCAACUGAUCAAAAAUAAAAAUAAAAUAAGUAUUUUAAAAUAAAACAAAAAUAUUAAAAAAGAUAAACAUAUAUAUAUAAAAAAUAAUAGCACUGGAAGGGUUUGGUAAAGAUCUAGAAAGAUGUUUUAUAGAAGGAAAAAAGACAAUAAUUUCUUUCUUUCUUUCUCUUCCAAGAUAAUUUGAUAAUUUGCAAGCUCAGGCCUUUUACGUUUUAUUUAGACAUUUAUUAAGCAUUGCUGAAUUCAAUGUACAUUUUCCGUUGAAACAGCAGACUAUGGCAUCCACCAGGUCAGCAGUAUCGCAUCAACACCUGUUAUUCAGUGUUUGUGUGCUUUUUAGGUUUAGUUUAUUUUUCUAGCAUUAUUUUGUGCAUACAUAGGGGCUUUAAUUAUGUUCACUGUAUAUGAACUUGUUGUUCUAAGACCAAAUUCAUCUGUCAUAUUUCCAGGAAAGAAGACUCAACAUUGAUAGUCAAAACAAAAAAGUCAGUCAUUCGCAGCCUAAUAAGGGAGUUCCUAUUUGUCCCACACUUUUAAAAAUAAAGGCAACAUAAACUGUUCUGUGUAAUGAUGUCACACUUUUUAAUCUACUUUUUUUAUAGGACAUCUGCCAUUCUGCCAAAAUGCAGUUCCAUAACAAGUGAACUGUAACAGCUAUACAGCUAUAACAACUGUAUACAGGCUAACACCAUGAACGUUAGCUUAAAAUUUACAUUUUAAAUAAGCAGGAACAGUGAAAUAUAAGGUGGUCGGUAAAAGUUAGGACUGUGAAAUAACGCUGAGGCUCUCCUCUCCUGCUCCGCAUAGUAAUUUCUGCCUGUUUGCUGGGUGGUGUUGGUUGGCAGGGUAGCUGCACCUGCAGGACUGUGGUUAGGUUAGCGCAGCUUGCUUUAGCUUAGCAUUAGCUUAGCCUAGCCAGGCUGGUUACAGUUCUGGCUAUCAGACUGUGGCCGAGGUGACAGAUGGAUUUUUUUUUUUCAGCACAGUGGGCUGAGGGUGAGUGUGCCUUGGCUAAGCGCUAGCCUGUGCUAAGCUAAUGCUGCUGCUGGAGGUGAUGAUUUAAAACCGUCCUUUGUGUAUAUCCCAUUACUCGGCAAUGCUUCCACAGAGUGAUACCGAUUUAGUGUAAAUAUUCUGUGCUGUUAUCACAAAUAUCAGCACGGUCAGAACACUUCUCAACCAAUCGGAUUUUGAGGUCGGAACUAACUGUUGUGUUAAGGUUGAAUGAACCAUGAUUCAUCUUUUAAAGUGCUUGUUCUAGAAGCAAAAAAAAAAAAAACUCCCUUCAAAACAAAAUAGUGCAUAAAACCUAAACCUCACCUUAAUCUCUUAAUCUCUUUAAUUCCCAACAUAAAUUACAAUCUUUGGACGUUUCCUGCUUUGUUGAAAUAAGAGACAUAAUAGUCUUUUACAUCUUACAAGGCACCUGUUUCAUGCCUCAUUCAUUCAAUAAUAUCAAAUAGCGGCGUAAUGACCUGGCUCAGUUUACAGACUAUCGUUCGAAACAUAAUGACUGAUAUUCUACAUUCAAAUGAUCCCAUUCUCAUGUUUAGAAGAAUGGAACAUUCGAUGUGAGAUCAGGACACACUGGCCUACAUAACUGCACAAUUCACCCCAAAUCCCCCACUUACAGAAAGAAAACUGUACAGAAGUGUCACUGGGGUUGUGUCCUCAAGUGUGUACCUUCUGUACCUGCAGUUAAGGGACAUAUUUUUAUAACAGACCUUUGUAGUUGUUUUUGACUACCGUUCGGAACACAGAUGGACAUUAGGGAUCAUGCUCUACUUUUGAAGGGACCAAAGUUAAACAUACGUUUUUUUUUUUUCUAACAGUUUUACAUUCAAUUUAUUUUCUUUUUAAAUCCAUGCUUUCUCUUGCAAGCAGCUGCAGCUGUUUGUUGCAUUCUGUAUUUUGUGAGCUCCAAUAAAAAAAUAGAAGUUUUCUUGCUGGCCAAAAGCACUUCGUUUUCUGGGAACAAGAACAUGAGUUUCUCCAGCUCGCGUCCUGUUUGUGUCCAGUUUGCCCAGCCCUAAACUCCCGGUCUGUCCCAACCAGGUGUUGAAGUGUCCCAAACAGCUGAUCUCUGUGUACAGGUAAACAACCUCGCCUUUUAAAAAGGGACCAUUCAAAAGUCUGGCUUUUAGACAAGAUUUAGGAAAAGGACAAGAAUCUGUGUAAAAAAGUUGGAUUGAGUGAGAGACAGAGAUUUUUUUUUUUUUUUGCAUUUUGCCAUUUUUACCUGUUUCCUGAAUGUCUACAUAGAAAACUUUACCACAGACUGAGCCUCUUCCAGUCUUCACCAUGGCUCCAUCUUUACGACAGUGGCUUAGAGACUACCUGGCCGAGCGCCGGAUCCGGCGAAGCCGCCUAGUGACCAAAAGCGGCCACUGCAACAUUGAAUACGGCAGCGUGAGGUACAAGAACGUCUUCGCCUACCUGCAGGACUCCUGGUCCACGUUCGUGGAGGUCAGCUGGUACUCCUUCAUGUUCUUCUAUGUGGCAUCGUUCAUUUUCAGCUGGUUCAUCUUCACGCUGAUCUGGUAUUGGGUUGCCAGGGAUAACCAGGACUUGUGGUAUCAGAACCCGCCUGAGAACCACACUGCAUGUAUUCUGAAUAUGAAUGACUUGGUCACUUCGUAUCUCUACUCUGUGGAGAGUCAGCUGACCAUUGGCUUUGGGUACCGGGUCAUUACACCAUUUUGCCCUAGUGCCAUCGUGGUCAUCAUGACCCAGGUUUUGCUUGGUGCGGUCAUCUCCUGUUUCUGGUGCGGCGUGCUCGUUAACAGGAUCGCUUUGCCCAAGAAACGAGCCAAAGCUGUGACGUUUAGUGACAUGGCCGUCAUCUCCUCCAAACAGGAUGCCCUCUGUUUGCAGAUACGUGUCGGCAAUCUUCGCAAAAGCUUGCUGCUUGGCAGUCAGAUCUACGGCAAGCUGAUUAGGACGAGUGUCACACCUGAGGGCAAGACCAUCAUCAUAGAGCAAGUGAACAUCGACUUUAUGGUGGACGCCGGCAAGGACAACCUCUUCUUCGUCUGCCCGUUGACCCUAUACCAUGUGAUCGACAAGUCGAGUCCAUUCUUCCAGAUGGCAGUGGACGUUCUGCCCCGCCAGGAGUUCGAGCUGGUGGUGUUUCUGGAUGGCACAGCCGAGUCUACCAACUCCUCCUGCCAGGUCAGGACAUCCUACAUCCCCCAGGAAAUCAUGUGGGGAUACAAGUUCCUGCCCAUCAUCUCCCGCAGCAAAAACAAAAAAUACCACGUGGACUUCACCAACUUCUCCAAAACUGAGCCGGUGCCAACUGCACACUGUGCCUACUGCUACCAUGAUGUCAACUGCCACAACCCAAACUCUGAUGCAGAUGGCAUCGAAAACAAGGGCUUUGAGACAAUUGAAAUUGAACAAACUACAGACUUUAGUAGUUCUACCACCAAAAUGUGAUAAAUAGGGCGUAAUAAUCACAACCAGAAAUGUUAACAGACUAGAAUAGAGACUAAAAAAGGAAGCACCUUGACGAUUAUGUCAAUAAAAGUUUAAAUUUAUAUAAAAACAACCAAAAAUAUAGCCGCAAGCGGCAAUCAUCGGGUUCAAGCACCAACUUGCACAAUGGUGCCUACUGGAGCAUUGAAUGGUGAUGUGUAAGAAGGUCUAAUAUGAUUGGAGAUGCCCUGUCACAUUUAGAAAUUAUCAAGUUUUUCACCUGUUAUUAAUGUUGAGCAGAGGCCUUUCAACCUGAUCAGUGCUUAAAUUCACAUGUAAAUCUAGUGAACUUUGUAAUAUAUUCAUUAAGUGAGUUAGAACUAGUCAAAAGGUGUCUACAUGCUAUUGGUAUUGAUCAGGUGGCUUCAACCAGAAUGUUCACAAAGUGGUAUUCAGAUUGACCUUUGAACCUUUGCAGAACAAG
Astyanax mexicanus (Mexican tetra) is the source of this 5378-nucleotide messenger RNA. RefSeq names its product ATP-sensitive inward rectifier potassium channel 1. The record is from RefSeq and is a predicted model, not a curated record. Bases 3779 to 4915 code for a protein of 378 amino acids. Gene Ontology annotation, molecular function: ATP-activated inward rectifier potassium channel activity. The transcript has 3 exons. Lineage: Eukaryota; Metazoa; Chordata; Actinopteri; Characiformes; Acestrorhamphidae. Gene Ontology annotation, biological process: potassium ion import across plasma membrane; regulation of monoatomic ion transmembrane transport. Gene Ontology annotation, cellular component: plasma membrane.